This is a messenger RNA of Cylindrotheca closterium, 534 nucleotides long. The record is from the annotation of a GenBank genome assembly. NCBI's taxonomy places the organism in Eukaryota, Bacillariophyta, Bacillariophyceae, Bacillariales, Bacillariaceae.
AUGUACACCAAUCGACCUCUAUACGGCGGAGCCAUCACCUGCGAUAUCAAGACUGACUGGAAAGAUGUCUCAGACAUCCGACAAGUACCAGAUCACCAAGAAUGCUAUCAAGAAAUCGACGGAGCUGUCUUGGUGGUAGAAAUUCUCGAACGACAAAAGGUUUCCGAUGCCGGUGCGGCCGCAUUCUUUUUCAAGGACCUGGCAGAAAGCAAUGGUAGUACGGAAAAUAAAUUUGAGCCCAAAGAUAUUCCUGCUGGGACAAACCUAAUGAAUUGCAGUCUCUGUGCCGGCGUUGGCAUUCAGAAAGUAGCCAUGGGGAAAGAUCACGAUAUGGCUGGAAACCCUCGGCAGCAGGAAGUGCGAUUGGUCCAAGUAGAAAUGUGCGUCUUUCGGUUAGCAAACGUAGGCACGGAUUUACUAGUGACGAUAUCCAAGCCGAUCAGCGAUCUGUCCAACAAGAACUCGUCUGGAAGUGAGCCAUUUCACAAAGCAAUAUCAUCCUUGCAAGUUCGAAACUGGGGUCUAUUUGGGUGA